Dioscorea cayenensis subsp. rotundata (Guinea yam) is the source of this 315-nucleotide messenger RNA. RefSeq names its product 40S ribosomal protein S5-like. Bases 1 to 315 code for a protein of 104 amino acids. The record is from RefSeq and is a predicted model, not a curated record. The transcript is spliced from 2 exons. NCBI's taxonomy places the organism in Eukaryota, Viridiplantae, Streptophyta, Magnoliopsida, Dioscoreales, Dioscoreaceae. Gene Ontology annotation, molecular function: structural constituent of ribosome; mRNA binding; rRNA binding. Gene Ontology annotation, biological process: translation; ribosomal small subunit assembly. Gene Ontology annotation, cellular component: ribosome; cytosolic small ribosomal subunit.
AUGCAUGGUUGUAGCAAUGGCAAGAAGCUGAUGGCAAUUCGUAUUGUCAAGCAUGCCAUGGAGAUUAUUCAUCUUCUUACAGAUUUAAACCCAACUCAAGUUAUUGUUGAUGUUGUUAUUAAUAGUGAAACUUGGGAAAAUGCAACUCGAAUUGGUUCGGCUGCAAAGGGCUUUUCAAUCAAUUAUGCAAUCAAGAAGAAGGACGAGAUUGAACGAGUUGCCAAGCAAAUCACUGAUGGAUAUAUACUGCAGACCUUUAGGCUUGUGGUCUUAGUUCAGCAAUGGUUCCAUUUUGAGAGCACAAUAACUUGUUAG